CAUAAGUUCAUCCAUCAUGACACAGGCCCAACAAUUGUAUACGCUACAAUCGGAGUCAGUUUCAUCCUGCCAUUGGAAUACGAUAAAAUGGAACAGAGUGAAAUUGAAGAGAUCGAUUGGCUCACGGAGAAAUGGGUUUACUUGGCUGCAACAAACGUAGAUGGAAAUAUUCGCAUUCUAGAGAAAAAGUACGAAGGAAGUUUGUCAAGCACAGAAAAUGGCUCCCUGAUCUUCAAUGAGCUCACCAAGAAAAAAAAUCAUGGAGUGUACCGAGCCUGCAUACUUUCAAAUAAAGGAAAAAAUAGUGGAGCGAAAGUACCGGGUCGACAUUUCUGAUCAAAAUUUUGAAGCUCAUGCUGAGAAGAGAACAUCAACUGAGUCUGCUAAA
This is a messenger RNA of Staurois parvus, 388 nucleotides long. Lineage: Eukaryota; Metazoa; Chordata; Amphibia; Anura; Ranidae. The record is from the annotation of a GenBank genome assembly.